This is a messenger RNA of Hippocampus zosterae (dwarf seahorse), 1422 nucleotides long. RefSeq names its product P2Y purinoceptor 14. Lineage: Eukaryota; Metazoa; Chordata; Actinopteri; Syngnathiformes; Syngnathidae. The transcript has 2 exons. Bases 84 to 1160 code for a protein of 358 amino acids. Gene Ontology annotation, biological process: G protein-coupled receptor signaling pathway. Gene Ontology annotation, cellular component: membrane. The record is from RefSeq and is a predicted model, not a curated record. Gene Ontology annotation, molecular function: G protein-coupled purinergic nucleotide receptor activity.
GGGCGAACACAAAAGCGAAGAUCGCGCAAGGUGAAGAGUGACCACAAACGGCUGCUUGGCUUUUCUUUCUUUGCGUAUGCGGGAUGGGUCCUGCGAACGAGUCGGCCCACCUCCCCGCCAACCAGUCGGACGUGAGCGGCGCUUUGACGCGGCAGGUGCUGCCCUGGCUCUACCUGGCGGCCUUCGCGGCGGGCGCGCCGCUCAACGGCGCCGCCGCUUGGAUCUUCUUCCGGGUGCCCGGCGACCGCGCCCUGGCGGUGUACCUGAAGAACAUGGUGGCGGCCGACCUCCUGAUGCUGGCCACCUUCCCCUUCCGGGCGGCGGCGCAGAUGGGACCGGGCGGCCGGCGGCUGCGGGCGCUGACGUGCCGCUACACCUCGGCGCUCUUCUACCUGUCCAUGUACGCGGGCAUCGUCUUCACGGGCCUCAUCGGCCUGGAGCGCUACGUCAAGAUGGCGCGUCCCCCCGGCCGGGCGUGGGGCCGCGUCCUGCGCGGCGCGGGCGCGGCCCGGGUCCUGGCGUCGCUGGGCUGGGGCCUCCUCGCCCUGUGCGCGCUGCCCAACGCCGCGCUGGCCGGCCGGCCGGCCGAGCGGGACGCGGCUCGCCUCUGCGCGGGCCCGAGAAGCCCGCUGGGGGUGCGCUGGCAGCGGGCGUCCACCUUCUUCAGCGUGGGCCUCUUCUGGCUCACCGCGCUGCUUCUGGCUUUCUGCUACUCCUCCAUCGCCCGCCGCAUCUACCGCUCGUACCGCCGGGUCGGCCGCGGCGGCGGCGAGGACGUGCGGCGCAAGUCCAGCCGCAGCAUCUUCUGCCUCCUGGCCGUCUUCCUGGUCUGCUUCGCGCCCUACCACGUGUGCCGCGUGGCCGACGCCCUCAGCCAGACGCCCGGGUCGGCUUCGGGCCGGGAGCGGCGCUUCCUGCUCUUCCAGGCCAAGGAGGCGGCUCUCUUCCUGUCCGCCGUCAACGUCUGCCUGGAUCCCGUCGUCUACUUCCUCAUGUGCCGGAGGUUCAGAGAGUCUUUGCUGGAGAAGCUCGCGGCGGGGGGACGGGACCGUCUCUCUCGCCGCCGCGCCCGCUCUCGGCGACAUUUAGAAGCGGCCGCGCUCCAGGGGAACCCGACACGGGCGGCCGGCGGCGAAGCGGGAGAGGACCCCAAGAGAUGAGGACGAUUGAGAGAGAGCAAGCGAUGGAGACGAGGGAAGGUGAGAAGAGAGAAGCCACCACUUGAAAGCUUUUGCAUGGUUGGUUUAGCUGUAGUUCGUGCGGAUUUUGUGGCGAAUCUUACAUAGUAAAUAUGAAUGGAUGUUUGGUCAAAAAAGUAACGCAGGAAUACAACUCUGAACAGUCAUGCCACCAAGUAGAAUGAUGAGUAGACAUGAAGCGGACCUUGUAUGAUGGAGAUCUGCAAGAAAUAUUGUUGAACAU